AGUUUUACUUUCAUCUUCCUGUAUACUUGCAGGAGAGAGGCAAAAGGGCUCGACAGUACCAGUCUGCAGGGAAGGAGGACCACAUGCCCCAGGGGCAGAUGCGUGGGACCAUAUUAUAGAAGGAGAAUUAAGGAAUGACUUGGUUAUUUUAGCAGUUUGUGAUCUUUAACGCGAUGGAAUGAAAACUGGAAGUUGGAAUUCUACAAGAAGGACAUGGCCAUGGAUGCAGACAGAGAACUCUUGGAAAAGAUCAGUCUGAACGAAUCUGCCUCUAAGAUGGGGGAGGAAAAAGAAAAAGCCUUGGGAAACAGGAACCAUGCUGCACCAUUCCUGAUCUCCAGCCUCCAGGAAGGGACCUCUGUACUGAAUACUUACACAGCAGAGGAGGAGAAGAGCAAAAUACUUCCAAAGAACAAGGGCCAGAUCAUUUUUGAUGACCACACACACCUGAAAUGGGUUGAGUGGGAAGGGUCAGUUCCAAGUGGGGCAGUUUCCAUCUGGAAUGAGGCGGCAUCUCGCACAGACUAUGUCUGUGCAGAGGCAGGAUGUUCUGUUGGGUUUUUCAAUGAAAGCAAAGGUCCAUAUUGUUACUAUUCCAAUGCUGAUCAAGAACAUCGCACCUCAAACUUCAGAAUGUUGGUAAAUGAGAAUAACUUUGAAGUGCUAGAGUGGAAGAAAGAAUCAUAUGGUUCUGUUCCACCAAAGUCAGUUCCAAGCUACCCAGGAGUUAACGUUUUUGUUGGUAGGAAUGGUUAUGGCUUAGGGAAAGUAGUCCCUAGGUUUGAAGCUUUCUUCUUACCUCAUCAUGGCAAAGAGAAGUGCUACAAAGAAUACGAAGUUCUGACUGUUAACACACCCAAGAGACAGCAGAAGUUCAGUAUUUAAUAAAUAAGGCAAAAUUUUCUUACUGGCCAAUUCCAAUCUUAACUUUGUCCAAAAUCCUUAACAAUUUUCAAAAGAUAAAGGAAACCAUGACUAAUCAGCAAAAUUGGAACAUUGGUCACCCAACUUGAAAUGGAGUGAUUUCCACUAUCAGCACAAAAGUUCCCAUUUUCAAUGGGACAUCAGUAUGUUUUUCAUUAGAGAUACUUUUCCAUUGUAUUGGUACCAGUCGUACCAAGCUGCGAAAACAUCCAUCCACCUGUGAAAUGAAAGUCCCCAUCAUUCACAAAUGUGAGGUGGUCAUGAUGGGUACAGAGAUGAGGACUUAUCUCUGUACCUAAACAGCCACACUCAUCCAUACACUUAUCAAACUGGAGAAACUCUUACCACCACCAUUCGGGAAACAUGCACCAACAUCCACAUCUCAGAUGUGAACGCUGAGGUGAGACUGUGCCAGCCCAUAAGAAAUGCUGAACUGUGUCCAAGGGAGUCUGUCGUCCCAGUAUCAGCAAUAUAGAAAAUACUAGCUCUACCUCAGGCUCUCUCUUUCCCCAGAUAUUAAUCUUUCCAUGGAAUUAGUAGAAUAACUUUAUUGUUUAACAUUUUAUUCAGGGUUAUUUUCUUUAGAUACUGAAGGUUGGGACCAAAACCAGAAUACAACCCCCAAGGAACACCUCCGUAUCCAUUAGCCACUUUAUUCUCUGUUCUCAUGCCCCUGCUGCCAUGUAUAAUCUGAACAGCCACAGGAGAGUAAAAAGAUGAUAAACGUUGUGCAUCAGAUUUAUUUUCCUGUUGUUCAGAUGGUUUUUAGCGUGCCCAUCAUUGUCGUAUCUAAGUGCUGCAUAGCUGAAUUAAUUCUGCAUUGUGAGGUCCAUGGUAAGGUUCUGGCAUGGAUCCACAGGGCAAGCUGGCCUCUUUUGUCACGGAUCCACAGGAUCAUGGCUAUGGCCCUGCUUUGGAACAGUCUCUAGGAGAAUCAUAGAAUCAUAGAAUCAUAGAAUAUCAGGGUUGGAAGGGACCUCAGGAGGUCAUCUAGUCCAAACCCCUGCUCAAAGCAGGACCAAUCCCCAAUUAAAUCAUCACAGCCAGGGCUUUGUCAAGCCUGACCUUAAAAACUUCUAAGGAAGGAGAUUCUACCACCUCCCUAGGUAACGCAUUCCAGUGUUUCACCACCCUCCUAGUGAAAAUUUUUUUCCUAAUAUCCAACCUAAACCUCCCCCACUGCAACUUGAGUCCAUUACUCCUUGUCCUGUCCUCUUCUACCACUGAGAAUAGUCUAGAACCAUCCUCUCUGGAACCACCUCUCAGGUAGUUGAAAGCAGCUAUCAAAUCCUCCCUCAUUCUUCUCUUCUGCAGACUAAACAAUCCCAGUUCCCUCAGCCUCUCCUCAUAAGUCAUGUGUUCCAGACGCCUAAUCAUUUUUGUUGCCCUUCGCUGGACUCUCUCCAGUUUAUCCACAUCCUUCUUGUAGUGUGGGGCCCAAAACUGGACACAGUACUCCAGAUGAGGCCUCACCAAUGUCGAAUAGAGGGGAACGAUCACGUCCCUCGAUCUGCUCGCUAUGCCCCUACUUAUACAUCCCAAAAUGUCAUUGGCCUUCUUGGCAACAAGGGCACACUGCUGACUCAUAUCCAGCUUCUCGUCCACUGUCACCCCUAGGUCCUUUUCCGCAGAACUGCUGCCGAGCCAUUCGGUCCCUAGUCUGUAGUGGUGCAUUGGGUUCUUCCGUCCUAAGUGCAGGACCCUGCACUUAUCCUUAUUGAACCUCAUCAGAUUUCUUUUGGCCCAAACCUCCAAUUUGUCUAGGUCCCUCUGUAUCCUAUCCCUGCCCUCCAGCAUAUCUACCACUCCUCCUAGUUUAGUAUCAGCCGCAAAGGAGUAUCCCCUUCAGUGUGUCAGACCCCCUCGGGGUCUCACUCUUCCACCAGGGUCAGCCACACAGCUUCACCACCUCCUUAGACUGGACCUCUGAGCCUUCAGCACCGCUGCUUCACACCCUGAGUUCUGUUCAGUGAGUAAAACUGAGACAGACAGCUGAGGGAGACUUGUCCCCUAUUCAGGCACCUCAUCCAGCAUUUUCAGUGACACUAACACAGCAUUGUCCGAACAGAAGGGUUUAUUAGUCAUCUGGAACACAGCAUAGGAAGUCCUUGGGUUUGCACAGAGAAAUUAAAGCAUAGCCCAGAGCCCACCCAAGGAGUAAUGAACCCCUGGGUUGAAGCUCUGUCUUUCUCUGUCUGACCUCCAUGGCCAGACUCAGGUGAGAGCCCCUGACUGCCUCCAGCAGCCAGCUCUUAUCAUCCACCUCACACCUCUGCAGUCCUUUGUUCUCAAGCUGGGGAAAAGCUACUUGGCUUCCUGCAGAGAGGUGGGCAAUCUAUGGUCACUGGUUGCUGGGUUUCAAUGUCCUAGUGAUCGGAUUUGUAUUGUCUUCAUGGAUUCUCCACUGAUAUGGGGUUACCAGCCAGUCCCUUUCCAAUGACCCAUUUAGUCCCAGACAGCUAGGUGUCUUCAAACCUCCUGAGAUCCCUUCCAACCCUGAUAUUCUAUAUUCUAUUGAAGCAACCUAGCCUUUUGGCUACCUCUCAGACAGCCAGAUCAAAUAUGAAAGUUCUACCAAUCCCAAAGGUUUGGACACAUCACCUCCCAGGUUAAUGAAUAUUCUAGAUCUUACCCAAAUACAAACUUACAGCCAUUCUUAUUAACUAAGCUAGAAUUUAUUAAAAAAAAAAGAGAGAGUAUUGGUUAAAAAGAUCAUUAUCCGUACAGAUAUGACUGUAGUUCUGAGAUCAGUUCCAUAGCAGAGAUGGUGAGCUUUGGAGUUAUAAAGAAUUCUUAGAUUUAGUCCAUAGGUUCAGUCCAAAUACAUUUGAAGACUUCAAUCUUGCAGCUCAAUGCUUCCCCGAUAAAGCAUAAGCGGAUUUGAGAUUAAAAGGAUCAGGACCCAAGGGUCCUUUAUACAGUUCCAGGCCUUCUCUUGACAGCACGGAGUCCUCAGCUGAACAAUAGGCAGUAAUCCCUACUUUGAAGUAGACCUAUUUCCAAAACAUCAUUGGUAAUUAGUUACACAGAUUAACAUCUUCCACUAUUUGCAGGUGAUGUUACUAUAUUUACAGUUCAUUUAAAUGUUAAGAUCUCCUUUUGAUCUCUGAUUUAACAGAAUACAGCAUAGACAGGAACUGUUUAA
Messenger RNA from Chelonia mydas (Green sea turtle), 4069 nucleotides. RefSeq names its product natterin-3. The record is from RefSeq and is a predicted model, not a curated record. NCBI's taxonomy places the organism in Eukaryota, Metazoa, Chordata, Testudines, Cheloniidae. Bases 214 to 885 code for a protein of 223 amino acids. The transcript is spliced from 3 exons.